AUUCACGCCGCUCGGGAGGAAGUGCUGUGUAGACAGUUCGGCCAACUCCGUAAGAAUAGAAAAAAAUAGAAGAAAAAAACACAAGGGAGAAAAAAAAAACAUUGAAAUUCUUUAAUCGGGUGGGUUCGGAAAGAUUUCUCAAACUAUCGUGAUUGGAGGAAAUCCCCGGCGGGCGAAGCUAAAGUCUUGAGAGCUGGGAUGAUGGAGGAUUCCCAUUUUAAUUCUUCAUACUUUUGGUCUCCUGUGCAGGGACAGAUUGAGAAUGCUGUAUUUCUCAAUAAGGUAAAGGAGCAGCUUGUUCAGGACAAAAGCACCACCUACUCGCAUGGCCCCGCCCACUAUCCCACCACAGCGGUGGUGGCGGUUUCUGGGGGUCCCAUAGAUACAACGACAGCAAGGACACUAAAACAAGAGCAUGCACAACCGUCUCACUCCUCACACAGUAUCACAGUGGUGCCGGUACCGCCUACAGGCAUCAUGACGGCAGCGGGUUUGGUCACUCUGGUGUCUCCUGUAUCAUCUGCUCAGUCCCUUAUUCAUGGACAUCCAUCCACCACCAUGAUAACAGUCCAAACGGACAAGAGAAAUGACUCCUUGACCUGCUCACCGGUCAUCAUCCCGUUACCGUCGAAACGGGGCAGAAAGAAGAAAGCCACACUCCCGUUGAUUGGCUCACCUACUGGGACAGAUGCCUUGAUUUUGGGUCUUUCAGGACAGCAUCAUUCUGCCAACCCUUACAGUCUGUCCUUAGAAGAAGGGCAUGCUGGGAAAGAAGGUGGAAAAACAUACAGGUGCCGGAUGUGUGGUUUGACGUUCUGCAGUAAGUCAGAUAUGCAGCUGCACUCCAAGUCGCACACGGAGGUGAAAGCUCACCAGUGUCCGCACUGCUCCAAAUCCUUCGCUAACACCAGCUACCUGGCCCAGCACAUCCGCAUCCACAGCGGUGCCAAGCCCUACACCUGCUCCUACUGCCAGAAGGCUUUCAGACAGCUCAGUCACUUACAGCAGCACACACGAAACCACACAGAAUCCAAACCUCAUAAGUGUCCUCAUUGCUCGAAAUCCUUCGCCAACACAAGCUACCUUGCUCAGCAUAUACGAAUCCACACAGGAGUUAAACCUUACACCUGUAACUACUGCCAGAAGACCUUCAGACAGCUCAGUCACUUACAGCAACACCACAGGAUCCACACAGGAGACAGGCCAUACAAAUGUUCACACUUGGGUUGUGAGAAGUCUUUCACUCAGCUCUCUAAUCUGCAGUCUCAUCGGCGUCAGCACAACAAGGACAAACCGUAUAAGUGUCACCACUGUAACCGUGGUUAUGUAGACGCAGCCAGCCUGGAGGUUCAUCUGUCCACUCACACAGUCAAGCACGCUAAGCUGUACUCCUGCGGUUUAUGCAACCGCACAUAUACCUCGGAGACGUAUCUGAUGAAACACAUGCGUAAACACGCCCCAGAUAUGCUGCCGUCUCCACCUGGAUCAACCCAGCAAAGCCACAGCCCAGGCCGUGUUGAAGGAGGCGGCUCGGAAGGAGACGCACAGAGCCGUGUCGAGAGGAGCGACGUCUUCGGUCAGCCGUGCAUAUUCGACCUGAACCAGUACAAACCAUUAACUUCUGCUGAUGUGCAGUAUAAAACUGUCAGUGUGUCUGACAUCUCCCCUCACAAAGACCUCUGCAUCACUGUGGAGGCUUCCGCCAUACAGGUGGAACACCUGAACUCAUGAGCGAGGGAUGAAACUUUGGAGUUUAGAAAAAACUGUUGCAAUUACACAGAACUGUGCAUACUGAAAAGAUUUUCUUACUCAAUGCCUUCUCAUUUGUAUGAAGGAGCAAGUGGACUUAAAUGAACAAAAGUGAAGGAGAUAGAUUUUGUAAUAUUUUUCUUUCCAUUUUUUAAACAUUUAUUGCUGUAAUCCUGAUCUUCCUCGCAAAAGCUUCCUUGAAGACUGUGGCUGUUUCAGUGGGUACCCAGCUCA
This is a messenger RNA of Rhinichthys klamathensis goyatoka, 1983 nucleotides long. It is a transcript of the gene znf384b, whose product is annotated as zinc finger protein 384 b. The coding region runs from base 199 to 1731 and encodes 510 amino acids. Gene Ontology annotation, cellular component: chromosome; nucleus. The transcript is spliced from 11 exons. The record is from RefSeq and is a predicted model, not a curated record. Gene Ontology annotation, molecular function: chromatin insulator sequence binding. Lineage: Eukaryota; Metazoa; Chordata; Actinopteri; Cypriniformes; Leuciscidae. Gene Ontology annotation, biological process: regulation of transcription by RNA polymerase II.